Messenger RNA from Aspergillus versicolor CBS 583.65, 927 nucleotides. Its product is annotated as mitochondrial inner membrane protease ATP23. Gene Ontology annotation, cellular component: extrinsic component of mitochondrial inner membrane. NCBI's taxonomy places the organism in Eukaryota, Fungi, Ascomycota, Eurotiomycetes, Eurotiales, Aspergillaceae. The record is from RefSeq and is a predicted model, not a curated record. The transcript is spliced from 3 exons. Gene Ontology annotation, biological process: mitochondrial proton-transporting ATP synthase complex assembly; mitochondrial protein processing. Gene Ontology annotation, molecular function: metalloendopeptidase activity. Bases 172 to 927 code for a protein of 251 amino acids.
CCUCGUUUAUGUUAGCAUAGUCGACUGACUCAUUUGCGAACAAGGAUGUUGAUUUCUUUCUGCCGCAGGACACCGCCAAGGUAAAAUGCGGAGAGCUUCGCCGAACUUCGCUCUUGAUUCGAAUAUCAAUGGUCAGGUACACCAACAUACAUCCCAACUAUCAGAAACGUCAUGUCAGGCCCACAAUCGAGUAGUGAGCUGCCGGCACCGAAAAAGGACGCUGAUACGGGAUUUCAAGCUGGAGAUGACACGUUUACACAUUGGCGCAACAUCUUCAACAUCCUCACAGGGAAGAUGACGGCUGAGGGAAGAGAGAAAUUUCGCGUAGCACGAGAUCUGCGAAACGAAACGGAAGACUGCAAGCGCUGUGAUGACCAAAGAGACUAUCUCUUGCAGUACAGCCCAGUUAUCCGGUAUAUGAGUGACAGCAUCCGGCAGUUGGGCGGUGAUUUGUCAAGCCAUAAUAUUUAUUGUCGUCGAUGUACGAACCGGAAAGCAGGGGGCUUUGAUCCUGAAUAUGGUAUUUUGCUUUGCGCAAAUGAAAUGAAAGACCAAGGGCAUCUGGAGGAUACAUUGGCCCACGAGAUGGUCCAUGCCUAUGAUCAUUUAAGAUUCAAGGUUAAUUGGACUGACAACCUGAGGCAUGCGGCUUGUUCAGAGCCUUUGAUGUCCCAGAAAACACUAACUAAUGUUGAACAGAUUCGAGCCAGCUCAUUGAGCGGAGAAUGUCGAUGGGCCCGAGAGUUCUUCCGACGUGGCCAGUGGAAACUUACACAACAACACCAAGAGUGUGUUCGGCGAAGGGCUAUUUUAUCAGUACAGGCACGACCAGGAUGUCAAGAUAAAGCCCACGCUGAGAAAGUAGUUAAUGAGGUUUGGGACAGUUGCUUUAGAGACACGCGGCCGUUCGACGAAAUCUAUCGAUAA